Molecule: messenger RNA, 1897 nt
Organism: Eutrema salsugineum
Lineage: Eukaryota; Viridiplantae; Streptophyta; Magnoliopsida; Brassicales; Brassicaceae
Exons: 9
Coding region: 1-1806 (601 amino acids)
Source: RefSeq, a predicted model, not a curated record
AUGAACCAGAAGCAGAGCAAGAAGCUCCACUACGUGGAGAAGAGCAAGAGACUGACGAAAAACAGAGAAGAAAUAGACGCUGAACAUAAUGGAGAAGAAAUGGAAGCUGACAAAAAUAGAGAAGACAAAGAGGGCGAAGAAGAUGAAACUGUUACUAAUUCUGGUGAAGAAUGUUUAACAGAACAGUCAAAGAAGAAGAGGAGAACUAGAGGACCAACCAGGAUGAGAUCAAUCACCCUUUCCUCUUUUCUUGGACCUCUAGUGAGGGAGCAUGUACCGGUACUUCUAGACGAUUGGAGGCGCCUUGAUGAUAAGACAAAGGAUACAAUGUGGGAAGAGAUUCAGGGGAGAUUCAAUUUGACGGAAGAUUGGCAAAAGAGUUGUGUAUUCAGGCAAAUGGGGUGCGUUUGGAGGGCUUCUAAGUCUAGGGUAGUAAGUAAACUGCGUUCUACAAAGAGCAUGGAUACUAUACGAAAGUUGAAACCAAACAACAUUCACAAUGAUGCAGCCUGGAUAAACUGGGUGAAGAGUAGGACUGGCCAUUCUUUCAAGGUACGAAGUGAUCAGUUCAGGGCUUUGAGGAAUAAUCAGAUUCCACACACGACCAGUCGCAAAGGAAUGGUUCGACUUGCUCAUGACUUGAAGAAAAAGGCAUCUGACCCGUCUAAGGUUACUAGAAGCAAAAUAUGGAUAGCUGGACAUACCCAUGCGGAUGGUAGAGCUGUGAGGCCAGAGUUUGAAGAAACCAUUGAACAAAUUAAAUCACUUGAUAGUGAGAUAGAGUCAAACUCAAAUGGUAGUAUUAAAGAAGAUGCUGUGAGUCAAAUUCUAGGGAAAGAUAAGAGUGGACGAGUAAGAGGAAUGGGCAGAGGGAUUACUGCUUCCAAGCUAGCAUUCCUACAGGCUAGAGAUGCACAUGUGCAGAAGAUUGAGGCUAGACAGGCAGAACUGGUUCACGAGAUUGCUGACUUGAAACAUAUAGUUCGUGACUUAACUGCCGGUAAAAAGGAUUAUGGUUCAAAUUCAGACGCCACUGAUAAAAGCAACUUUGGACCUAGGUGUCAGCUACUUGAGUGGUAUUCUGAUGAAGAGAUUGUUGUUGCUGACGGAGAAAUAUGCUCUACUGAACCAACAUACAAGAUUGGCCGUAUUCCUAUUGGUCCUAAUGCAGCAGCUGUAGUUGUCAAAUUCGCAUCAGAUAAAGAGGCAUAUGUAUGGAGGCCUACAACAACUGUCACCUUAAUUGGCCAAGCUGUGGGAACUAAAAUUGCCUGGCCAUUCAAUAAGCUCAUUCUGGACAAUAUAGACUCUCCAACUGUAAACAAAACUGCUGGCUCGGCAACAAAUGUGUUGGUGGAUAGAAUCCAGAUUCUUGAUUGGAAUUUCGGUGAUCAAGUAAUUGCUGAGGGACAUAUGACUUCAACUGACGCAAAACAGUUAGUCAAUGGCAUUCCUUUAGGACCAAAUGCGAAAAUUGUGAAGAUUGACACAGUAAAUAACAAAGAGGCUUAUCUAUGGCGACCAAGUGAAGACAUGACUGUGACGGGUGAUGCCCUGUUUCAUAACAUAGCUUGGCCAAUUACUAAGGUCCUAAUGGAUAAUCUACAGGCAACUGUUGACGAAUUAUCUGAAAGCGAAUCAGAUCCUAAAGUACCAGGAAGACAAGAACCAUCGCUUCAGAAUGGAGCAAGAGCAUUUGCUUCUAAAGGAGCAGGAGCCUCGUGUUCUAAAGGAGCAGUGCCCUCUACAAAAGUAACACAAAAGAGUACAAGUAACAGCUCAAACAAUAGCCCCCCCCCCGUCUAAGAAGAAAUGCUUACUCGUAGAUUGCUUUGGAUCGGGAAAAACAGUUGCAGAAGGCCGAGUUUGUUCAACCAAUCCAACAGACACAGUCCAC